Exophiala aquamarina CBS 119918 is the source of this 2058-nucleotide messenger RNA. Its product is annotated as choline dehydrogenase. The transcript has a single exon. Gene Ontology annotation, molecular function: oxidoreductase activity, acting on CH-OH group of donors; flavin adenine dinucleotide binding. Lineage: Eukaryota; Fungi; Ascomycota; Eurotiomycetes; Chaetothyriales; Herpotrichiellaceae. Bases 1 to 2058 code for a protein of 685 amino acids. The record is from RefSeq and is a predicted model, not a curated record.
AUGCUCGACCGUGAAUGCUCUGUGAGUGUAUCUUCCCCCAGGCUAAGGGAGAAAACCACUGACAGCUUCUUGUCAACUAGAACAGCGCGUGGCCAUUCCCAUUAUCAUUUUGCUAGACAGAGCAAUCAGACACAGGUGAAUGCUACCGCAGACUACGACUAUGUGGUGGUGGGUAGUGGGCCCGGGGGAGGCCCAUUGGCAUCUAGAUUGGCUAUUGCUGGAUACAAAGUCCUCUUGAUUGAUGCCGGAAGUGAUCACGGAGAUGCCCUCCAGGUGCAGGUCCCAGCAUUGCAGCUCUCAGCCACAGAAUACGAACCAAUUCGAUGGGAUUACUUCGUCAACCACUAUGACGAUGUGACACGACAAGCAAAGGACUCGAAAAUGGUUUGGGAAUUGCCGUCUGGAGAGCAUGUUGUGGGAAGCAACCAACCAGCUGGAUCAACGCCUCUGGGUAUCUGGUAUCCGCGUACCGGUGCGUUGGGUGGCUGCUCAAUGCACAACGCGAUGAUCACCAUCUAUCCUCACGAGAGUGACUGGAAUCACAUUGCGUCGAUCACGGGGGACGCCUCGUGGAAGGCUGAUAAUAUGCGCAACUACUUUCAACGAUUAGAACGCAGCAGAUAUCUUCCGAACGGUGUCGUGGGCCACGGCUUCAACGGUUGGUUGGAGACCAGCCUCACGGAGUUGUCACUCGCUGUUGAGGAUACAAAACUUCUGUCGUUGAUCAUCGCUGCUGGAACUGCCAUGGGCAAGGGCCUUAUUGGGAAGCUUCUCAACACGAUGACCGGGCUGGCUGAAGUUUUGUUGCAAGAUAUCAAUGCCGACACACCCAGCAGAGACUCGGCUGAAGGUCUCUACCAGGUCCCAAUUGCAGUCACGGAAGUGGAGAAGAAGCGCAAUGGUCCCCGAGACUUCAUCCUCGAGACUGCACAUGCUCGCAAUGCUGAUGGUUCGCGCAAAUAUCAUCUGGAUAUCAAGCUCAACACUCUAGUGUCCAAAAUACUGUUCGAUACUUCAGGUACCAAGCCCAAGGCAGUUGGUGUUGAGUAUUUCGACGGGCCCAGGCUCUACCGUGCUGAUCCUCAAGCAGGCGCCGCCCCUGCCGGUGUUUUGGGCAGUGUCAAAGCGUCUCGCGAAGUGAUCGUCUCUGCCGGUGCCUUUAAUACGCCCCAGCUGCUCAAGCUUUCAGGCAUCGGUCCCGCCUCCGAGCUGUCACAGUUCGGUAUCCCUCUCAUUGUCGACUUGCCGGGCGUGGGCACAAAUCUACAAGAUCGAUAUGAGACGACAAUUGUGGGAGACAGCAAUACCGAUUUCGCCAUCACCAAGUACUGCACUUUCCUGCGCACUCCGGAUGAUCCGUGCUUGAAGCAAUGGCAAACCAAACCAGGCCCACUCCUCAAAGGUACAUACGCCACCAAUGGUAUUUCCAUUGCCAUCGUCAAGAAAUCGUCAGUCGCAGAGGGUGAUCCCGACCUCCUCAUUUCUGGGGCUCCGGCGUUCUUCACAGGCUAUCAUCCCGGGUACGCAGCCGAGUCGCUGAAAGACGCACACCACUGGGCAUGGGUUGUGCUGAAGGCACACACACACAACAACGCUGGGACCGUGACCCUGCGCUCGACCGACCCUCGCGACAUGCCUAUCAUCAACUUCAAUUACUUCGACACCGGCGUCACAGCCGGCGGCGCCGACGACAAGGAUCUCCAGGCAGCGUACGAGGGAAUGAUGUUCUCCCGCGAGAUAUUCAAGGACUACAUCCCGCUCCAGGGCGACUUCGAGGAGGUCUGGCCUGCGCAGAACGCCACCACUCAGGCCGCCAUGAAGGAAUGGAUCAAAAAGGAGGCUUGGGGCCACCAUGCCAGCUGCACCGCCCCGAUCGGCGCUGACGACGAUAAGAAUGCUGUCCUGGACUCGAAAUUCCGAGUCCGUGGCGUCGAUGGCCUGAGGGUCGUGGACGCAAGCGUCUUCCCCAAGAUCCCCGGGUUUUAUAUCGUGCUGCCUACUUACAUGAUCAGCGAGAAGGCCGCCGACGCUAUUCUGGAGCGUGCUGCAUCGGUGUAA